Helianthus annuus (common sunflower) is the source of this 1212-nucleotide messenger RNA. RefSeq lists its product as uncharacterized. Bases 1 to 1212 code for a protein of 403 amino acids. Lineage: Eukaryota; Viridiplantae; Streptophyta; Magnoliopsida; Asterales; Asteraceae. The transcript is spliced from 2 exons. The record is from RefSeq and is a predicted model, not a curated record.
AUGGAGGUGCAACUUAAAGCCGAUGGUUUUGGUUGUAAGAUUGGGGAGGUUCCGUUCGUGUAUUUGGGGAUUUUGGUGGGAGCAAAUAUGAAUAGAGAGAAUAAUUGGGAGGCCGUGGUGAAUGUGUUUAGGUCUCGGCUUACGAAGUGGAAAGCGAAUUGCAUUUCUAUUGGUGGUCGGGUUACUUUGAUAAAGUCGGUUCUAGAAUCCCUUCCUACUUAUUAUUUCUCAUUAUAUAAAGCUUCGGUUUGCGUUAUUAAAAAACUUGAAUUGUUAAUAAAGAAGUUUUUAUGGGGCGGUGGGGAUGACGUGAAGAAGGUUCAUUGGAUGGGAUGGGAUACUGUAACAUGUUCGAAACGGAAGGGAGGUUUGGGUUUGACUAAACUUGAAUGGUCGAAUAAAGCUCUUCUAUUAAAAUGGUUAUGGAGGUAUCGCAAUGAAGUGGAUUCUUUAUGGAGAAGAACAAUUGAUGCUAUUCAUGGGUCAAAAGGAAGAGGGAUAUGGGAUUCAGUUGCAAUGUCUUGGAAUUGGUCGUCGUAUCCGUCUUCGGCACAAGAGGUAGCUGAACUGAUUCAGUGUCAGUGGAUGGUUAAUCUUACUCAGUUGAAUGACCGCCGUGAUUAUUGGAAGUGGACUUCAGGCUCGGACGAAGUGUUCUCAGUGGCGAUCGUUAAGAAGUGGUUGAUUGAUGAAACGGUUAAUGGGGAUAUAGAUUAUUUCAAAUGGUGUACAUGGUUGCCAAAGAAAUGCAACAUUUUUAUGUUAAGAGCGCUUGCGGAUCGCAUUCCAACUAAAACGGCACUUAAAAGGAGAAACAUAGAUGUGGGGAACUUGAUAUGUACGUUAUGUGGUGAUCAUGAGGAGUCUUUAAAUCGUAAAUUUUCUGGGUGUGGGUACAGUAUGGGAGUGUGGCAAGGGAUUGCAAAAUGGUGUGGUAUUCCUCCGGUAUAUUUGUUUGGGAUUAAAGAUGAGGUGGAGCUUCACAAGUAUUUCAAGCGAGAGAAGACAAAGAAACAGGUGAUGCAAGGUAUUGCUAUUCUUACGUGUUGGAGGAUUUGGAAAGCUAGGAACGAAAUGGUCUUCUCAAACAAGAAGCGGAACGUGGUCGAGAUAGUGGCGGAUAUCAAAACGUUGGGUUUUCUGUGGUUUAGAAGUAGACGUAAUACAAUUUUGAUAGAUUGGUAUAUGUGUUGUAAUUUCGAUUUUAUGUAA